AUGAGUGGGGGUGGAUAAUAUGAAGUCAUAGAAGAAAUUUCAAUUAAAGUUGGAAAGUGGAUUGAAUUAAGCGAUACCUUUGCAAGUGAUUCUUAAGUCGGCAAAUAUGAAAAUGGAAUAAAGGUUGGUAGAUGGGAUAUUUAUAAUAAAAAAUCUCAAAAAAAUUUGAAGAUGUAAAUAAGAAAUUUAAUAUCAAAUUUAGUGGUGGAGGAAUGUAUAUUUAGGUUGGAGGAGAAUCUAAAAAGAAUGGAAUUUGGAUAGAAUUGAAUGAAUAAUUUAGAUAUUUAUCUUAAGUCACUUUGAAAGGCUUUUAUAGUGCUGGUAAAAAAGUUGGUAAAUGGAAGAUUUUUCAACCAUAUAUUAAUGUAGAAAUUAUUUAUCAAUUAAGUAGUGGUGGUGGAUCAUAUAUAGAAUAAGGUUCAUUUAAGUUUGGAAGCUGGUGCGAAUUAAGCAUUGGUUUUUCUGAAUAAAGUUAAGUUGUUUAUGUAGGUGAUUAUUAAAAUGGCAAAAAAGUUGGAAGUUGGGAUAUUUUUUAUUAAGAAGAAUUGAUGUAAAAAUUAUUAAUAAAUCAGUGGUGGUGGAUAAUAUGAAGUCAUAGAAGAAAUUUCAAUUAAAGUUGGAAAAUGGAUUGAAUUAAGCGAUAACUUUUCAGAUUACAGUUAAGUUAUUUAUGUUGGCGAAUAUUAAAAUGGUAAAAAGAUUGGAAGAUGGGAUAUCCAGGUUCGAAUGGAAAAUGAAUUCAAUUUUUAAUAAAUGUAAAUUUUGGUUAAAAAUAAAAUAUAAAAUUUAGAGGUGGUGGUUAGUAUGAAGAAGUAGAUGAAGUUUCAAAUAAAGUUGGGAGAUGGUGCGAAUUAAGCAUUGGUUUUUCUGAAUAUAGUAAAGUUGUUUAUGUAGGUGAUUAUUAAAAUGGCAAAAAAGUUGGAAGAUGGGAUAUUUUUUAUAAAGAAGAAUUGAUGUAAAAAUUAUUAUAUUUAAAAUAAUAAUUAGAGGAGGCGGUUCAUAUGUAUAAAUAGAAUAGGGUUCAAUAAAGAAUGGAUCAUGGUCUGAAUUAGAUGAUUAUUUUGACGAUGAUUUAUAAUAUAUAAAUCAUGGUGAAUAUCGAAUGGGUAAAAAGGUAGGCACAUGGAUAUAAAUAGAUUUAGAUUAUGACAACUAUUAUAAGGAAACAAAAUAUGAUAUUUGA
This is a messenger RNA of Paramecium sonneborni, 1183 nucleotides long. NCBI's taxonomy places the organism in Eukaryota, Ciliophora, Oligohymenophorea, Peniculida, Parameciidae. The record is from the annotation of a GenBank genome assembly.